This is a messenger RNA of Perkinsus marinus ATCC 50983, 1256 nucleotides long. RefSeq lists its product as hypothetical. The record is from RefSeq and is a predicted model, not a curated record. The transcript has 5 exons. The coding region runs from base 15 to 1232 and encodes 405 amino acids. NCBI's taxonomy places the organism in Eukaryota, Perkinsozoa, Perkinsida, Perkinsidae.
AGUAUUGCUCUCCUAUGUCUGCUGUUGUCACUGGUUGCCUCAUCGGGACGUUCCCUCUUGAUAAUAGCCCUCAGCUACUGCGGUAUCACACUGAUCAUGUCCCAAGGCCGAUACCGUAUAGUGACUUCAAUAAAGUGGUGGCCUCUGCGACGACCCUUUCUGAUGAGAGGAUGGUAGGGGAGGGCGAAGAAGGAGCUUCUAGUGAAAACUCUGGGAUUGAAAUCAUGGUCGACGGUCUCGGCAAGGCUCUAGUGAAAGAAGCAGACUUCUAUUCGGGCAGAUUGAGUUCUGUGAAGUUGUCGGUGUCAGCAAGCAUGAUACCAUCACAGGUCGCCUCGAAGGGUAUCCUACGACGAACUGCGAUGAAGAUGCUUCUAUUGAGGUAUCUCGAUCACCCUACUGCGCCUGCUAUCACCAUUGGUCUAUUGCCGUCAUCAGUAUCACCAUCAUCAUGUUACGUUGGGGAAGGAGGAGCUUUGCUGACGUCCAGACUGUCUCAAAUCGAGUUGCUUUCUAUUGGCAUUAAAGCUGGUGAGAAGUUGACAGGCGAAGUUACUCACGUAUCGGGCACUAGUAUUGGAGUAACGGUUCUCGGAACUUGGCCGGCUACUAUUCCCAGCAGUAAUAUGUUGUCGGAUUGGACAUAUGAUGAGGGGGAGGCUGCGUGGAAACGUCAGAAGUCGAACUCUUGUGCUGGUGCUAUCGUUAAGAAAGGUACGCAUGUUACCUUCUUUGUUGACUCGGUGGUUACUGGGAGUAGUAGUAUUGCGACUAAUGCGAAUGAUUAUGCUGAUGAUACUUAUUAUUGGGAAAACUCACAGAAGGAGGACAAUAGGGAAUGUUAUGGCGUUGGUGGUGUUGAUGAAGAUGAUGUUGAAUCAACUUUUACGAGAAAAUGGGCUGCCGCUACUAAAACCAUCGAGAGCGAUCUCAACAACUCAUCAUUUAGAAGCUUAGUAACUCCGAAAGAAGUAAGGGAGAACACAGCAGUGAUAUCGGCUGAAAGCACAUUUACCAUAAUCGGGGCUUUGCUGGAGCCGACUGGUGCUAUGAGGGGAUCUACUAAGAGGAAGACUGCUGAGCCCGAGAAGGUGGAAGGAGAUGUUGUUGAGGAGAAGAGAGUAACAAAGAAGAAGAAGCAUCAUCACAAGGAGGCCGACAGAGACGAGGAGGCUAACGAAUCUACCAAAGUUGAAAAGAAGCAUAAGAAGCAUCGUAAACUGAGUCACUGAUAAUAGAGAGUUUACUUCAUUGAC